Messenger RNA from Penaeus indicus, 2884 nucleotides. Its product is annotated as potassium channel subfamily K member 1-like. Bases 477 to 1670 code for a protein of 397 amino acids. The transcript is spliced from 7 exons. NCBI's taxonomy places the organism in Eukaryota, Metazoa, Arthropoda, Malacostraca, Decapoda, Penaeidae. Gene Ontology annotation, biological process: stabilization of membrane potential; potassium ion transmembrane transport. Gene Ontology annotation, molecular function: outward rectifier potassium channel activity; potassium ion leak channel activity. Gene Ontology annotation, cellular component: plasma membrane. The record is from RefSeq and is a predicted model, not a curated record.
CGCACAAUUUCGUGUUCUUUGAGUUUACAAAGUUAGAGGAACUCUUUUGUGGAAAGAAAAAUGGCUGGAGGAGAAUAUUCACUUUUUCAGUCAUAUUAAUUUUUUUCUCACUCUCGGCGUCUUUCACUAUGAUGAACUACGAUCUGUGCUUGCGAGUAUUGUUUGGCCCCAUGGUAGUGGUUUCUGUGAUGGUGCUGAUGUUACCGCUGCUCGUGUACUGCAUAGGCCCAAGAGUUUCUCGUGUAUAGUCUAGCCUGGCCUUGCUUCCCGCUCCACGUGCACCUGGUUGCGAACUGUGGUGGACAUUCCGGCAUGUUAGUGAAAGGAAGAACAGUGGGAAUUGACGGUUAUACUUGAAAAAAAUAGACAAGCAAAGGGGGUUGAGAAUAGAUCAUAGUAAAGGGAUAAGUAAAUGAACUCCGAAAGUGUGACGAAAGAUCUUGUAAUGUGAAGGGUCCAGGACAUCAUCAGGCAUCAUGAGCAUGCUUUUCACUGGCCGGUACCGCUCGGGCAGCGGCAGCAGCAACAAUUACGAAACUUUACGAGAAGACAUGGGCGAGGAGGCCCUUUCCUCCACCUCCGACCUCGUCAACUCCACCGCCUCAGCCGACACCACAAGCUCCACCGUCUUUAUCCGUUCUGUGGACUUUGAGAAGGGGAGGCCCGCGUGGAGAGCCGACCUGCUGGCCGUGCUCUACAUAGCGCUGUACUGGUGCUACCUGUUCAGCGGGGCGGCGCUCUUCUCGCAGAUUGAAGGCCCCAUCGAGGAAGAGUUCAUCCUCACCCUUCGGCGCUCGAGAAUGGCCUUCCUUGAGGACCACCCUUGUAUAUCAGAUGAUGAUUUAGAGAAGCUGAUAGUGGACAUCAUCCAGGCCAACAAUCGCGGUGUCUCGGCCGCCAAGAACGUGACGAGCGAACCCAACUGGUCCUUCGGGCAGAGCUUCUUCUUCUCCAGCACUAUUGUCACCACGAUAGGCUAUGGCCACGUGCACCCGCUGUCGGAGGGCGGCAAGAUCUUCUGUAUCAUCUACGCCGUCAUUGGAAUUCCUAUGACGUUCAUCCUACUCACGGCGCUUGUAGAGCGGCUCCUCAUCCCCACUACGUGGCUCCUUUACUGGCUCAACUCCAAGCUCGGACACUUAUAUCAGCCCUUCAACAUCCGCGUGUUCCACCUGGCCAUCGUGGGCAUCAUCUCCUUGACCCUGUUCAUCGUGUUCCCAGCCCUUAUAUUCGCCAAGCUGGAGCCCGGAUGGAACUUCCUGGAUUCUCUUUAUUAUUGUUUCAUCUCUCUCACAACCAUCGGCCUAGGAGACUACAUCCCCGGGGACGCCAGAGACCAGCCCCUAAGGCCGCUCUACAAAGUCUGCAUCACAGGUUAUUUACUACUGGGACUCACCUUCGUGAUGCUGCUGCUUCACCUGUACAACGACAUUCCGCAACUAAACCUCGGCCUCUUCCUCCUGCGAAGCGCUGACACGACCCAGGCUGACCCGGAACGCAUGCGGCUCAGCGGCACUCAAGGACACACGCCUAAGUACACACAGCACAACGACCAACCAGUCCGGCAGAGUGUUAAGGUGGUGUCCAGGCCUGUUGAUUCACCAAGCCCAGAAGAGGACACUACUCCCGUCCAUGCACAGAUGCCUCCCAUCAUACCAGGAAAUCAGUGAAAUUUAUGCCUCUCCUGUUAUCUUUGGGCUUAAAUAAUCUGGUUCUCAUUUGUCUAGCGUCGUUACAGUGUAGUCAUUUGAAAGUUAAACUGAAAAUUAAAGUAUUUGCUUUGAGGGUCACCAAACUGUUUUGUGCCGAUAAUGAAAGCUUUGUAAUUUGGUGUAAUGCAUAAUUUGUGUAAGUUUGAUGACCAAACUUACCAGUUAUUUUUGUUACUUUGUGUUGUUAUGCUCAGUCCUUCCCAUGAUUGUUAAACUUCUUUUUAAAGAAGAAGAAAGAAAAGAGGAAGACAUCUGUAACUGGUGUUGUUAUUUGAAUAGAAAAUGUUUUUUUAUAAAUCUGAAAUUAGGUAAUUACUAAUUAUUCUCUUUGAAACUUCAUGUUCUUACUGAACCAGAUGUGUGAAGUAUUUUUUGUAAAUAUAUUUAAAAUAUUAUAUAUAUUAUCACAUUUCCUCACCUUCUGGAAGUAUAAAUGAGAAAGACAGACUGACCAAUGAGGAAAGUGUAAAGAUUUUUCUUUAUACAUAAAUGAUAUAAUUUCUUUUCUUUUUAAAAUAGAAAAGGAUCAUGUGUAAUUUACACACUGUUUGGAUAUUAUUUACUAUAAAAUGUUGCAUUAAUAGUUACUACUGUUUCUAGAAAUGAUUGCUGAGAGAUGGCACUGCUAACAGACAUUAAAAGAAAUAUAGUGAAACAAAACAGAGAGGAUCAUUCCCAAAUAUAGAAGACAAUGUUGUUAUAUUUUUGUUACAGUUUUUUCUUUAUUUUUUAUUUAUUUAUUUUUUUUUAUACACCACCAAAGAGAAAAAAAAUGUAGAAUAUAAUUUGCUCCUACUUAAUUUAGCAUACUGUCAGUCUGCAUAAAGCGAAAUGUUUCAUAAGGAACUAAAGUAAUUAUAAGGGAAAAUAAAAACAAGAAUAACAAUUGUUUCAAAUAAAAAUCUUCACAUUUAUAUAAGCUAGAAAAAAGACACGUUUUUAACUUUGCCUUAAAACCUCAUAUGGGGCAUAUUAUAUCUUCAUUUUAAACUUGAAGACAAGUAAAUGAAUACAAAUCAUAUAUGUUAUCAUGAAUAGCCAUAAGAUAUACCACAUGGGAUGAACCCAUCUGCAAAAUUGAUGCUUUGAUAGCAAUAUCAGAUAUUCAGUCAGAUAUCAUAUCCUUUAGACAAAUAAGAAAUGCAGAUACUAAAUUAAAGUAUACAAAAUUA